Molecule: messenger RNA, 1737 nt
Organism: Pipistrellus nathusii (Nathusius's pipistrelle)
Lineage: Eukaryota; Metazoa; Chordata; Mammalia; Chiroptera; Vespertilionidae
Source: the annotation of a GenBank genome assembly
AUGAACCCCGUGAAUGCUACUGCUCUCUACAUUUCCGCGAGCCGCCUAGUGCUCAACUACGACCCCGGGGACCCCAAGGCGUUUACCGAGAUUAACAGGCUCCUGCCUUACUUCCGACAGUCCCUCUCGUGCUGUGUGUGCGGACAUUUGCUACAAGAUCCUAUUGCGCCCACCAACUCUACCUGCCAACACUAUGUCUGCAAAACUUGUAAAGGCAAGAAAAUGAUGAUGAAACCUUCAUGUAGUUGGUGCAAAGACUAUGAGCAGUUUGAGGAAAACAAGCAGUUAAGCAUCCUAGUGAACUGCUACAAAAAACUAUGUGAAUAUAUAACACAGACUACAUUGGCACGGGAUAUAAUAGAAGCAGUCGACGGUUCUUCUGAUAUUUUGGCUUUGCUUAAUGAUGGAUCAUUGCUUUGUGAGGAGACAGAAAAACCCUCAGAUUCAUCCUUUACUUUGCCUUUGACACAUUCCCCUUUACCUUCGACCUCAGAACCCACAACUGAUCCUCAACCUAGUUUAUCUCCAAUAUCUGAAAGUACCCUCAGCAUUGCUAUUGGCAGUUCUGUUAUCAAUGGUUUGCCUAUUUAUAAUGGGCUUUCAAUAGAUAGAUUUGGUAUAAAUAUUCCUUCAUCCGAACAUUCAAAUACGAUUGAUGUAUGUAACACUGUUGACAUAAAAACUGAAGAUCUGUCUGACAGCUUGCCACCUGUCUGUGACACGGUAGCCACUGACUUAUGCUCCACGGGCAUUGAUAUCUGCAGUUUCAGUGAAGAUAUAAAACCUGGUGACUCUCUGUUACUGAGUGUUGAGGAAGUACUCCGCAGCCUAGAAACUGUUUCUAAUACAGAGGUUUGUUGCCCUAAUUUGCAGCCCAACUUGGAAGUAUCUAGUGUAUCCAAUGGACCUUUUCUGCAGCUUUCUUCCCAGUCUCUUAGCCAUAAUGUUUUUAUGUCCACCAGUCCUGCACUUCAUGGGUUAUCAUGUACAGCAGCAACUCCGAAAGUAGCAAAAUUGAAUAGAAAACGAUCCAGAUCAGAAAGCGACAGUGAGAAAGUUCAGCCACUUCCAAUUUCUACCAUUAUCCGAGGCCCAACAUUGGGGGCAUCUGCUCCUGUGACAGUGAAACGGGAGAGCAAAAUUUCUCUUCAGCCUAUAGCAACUGUACCCAAUGGAGGCACAACACCUAAAAUCAGCAAAACUGUACUUUUAUCUACUAAAAGCAUGAAAAAGAGUCAUGACCAUGGAUCCAAGAAAUCUCACUCUAAAACCAAGCCAGGUAUUCUUAAAAAAGACAAGACAGUAAAGGAAAAGAUUCCUAGUCAUCAUUUUAUGCCAGGAAGUCCUACCAAGACUGUGUGUAAAAAACCCCAGGAAAAGAAAGGGUGUAAAUGUGGGCGUGCUACUCAAAAUCCAAGUGUUCUUACAUGCCGCGGCCAACGCUGCCCUUGCUACUCUAACCGCAAAGCCUGCUUAGAUUGUAUAUGUCGUGGCUGCCAAAACUCCUAUAUGGCCAACGGGGAGAAGAAGUUGGAGGCAUUUGCUGUGCCAGAAAAGGCCUUGGAGCAGACCAGGCUCACUUUGGGCAUUAAUGUGACUAGCAUUGCUGUGCGCAAUGCUAGUACCAGCACCAGUGUAAUUAAUGUCACAGGGUCCCCAGUAACGACGUUUUUAGCUGCCAGUACGCAUGAUGAUAAAAGUUUGGAUGAAGCUAUAGACAUGAGAUUCGACUGUUAA